AUGGAAUCUUUGGCAACAACCAUUCGUUUCGUCACGCUGAAUAGCCGAACACUAUCGAGUGAACUCCAACAAGCCGCUCUAUCCAUACUUCUGCGAUAUCUCUGUGUGCCUUUUGCUGCACUGCAGGAAACACGCAUGAGAGAUCGGCCCGUCAUCAGCAUCGAAAAUUACACCAUAUACUGCGGCGAUGCUGAUGAGAGCAAAGUAGUUGGCUGCGCGAUAGCUGUGAGGAACGAUUACAAGAACCUGGUGGAGGAAUUUGGCUCAACGUCUGCUCACGCACCUACGGAAACCGCUGAGGACAACAGUAAGGACGCCUUCUAUGAUGAACUCAAUGCGUUAACGUCUAAAAUACCAAGCCAGCAGGUGGUCAUUGUCGGAAUCGACGCAAAUGCGAAGAUGGGACUCGAACAGCAAUCCGAUGUGCUAGGAAAAUGGUACAAUGCAGAGGAGCGCACGUCGGACAACGGUGACCGUCUGGUCGACUUGAGCGAACAGACGGGCCUUAUCAUCGCUUCCACGUUUAAGAGGAAUCAUCGACGCCAUCAGCUCACGUGGCAGGGAUCAACCCUUUUAACGCCUGAAGAGCAGCGCAAGUGGAAGAUGAGGACUCUUAAGCUUCAGCUCGACUACUUCUGGCGAGGAACAUCCCUCAGUCAGAUAUCCGAAAAUCUAGAGCUGCUUGGAACGUCGCGUUCGACUCUGACCACCGUCCAGUUCUUCUCAGCUUCAAGAUACGGUUCCACAGGAGAAAGAGAGAACAGAACAAAAUUCCGCCAACGUGUGUCUAUUCAUGUUGUAGUACGGACCAGGAAGAAGCUUAGCGAUGGGGAUUCCUUCACAAAGUGCAUCCAGGACGCUGCAAGGGAAACGCUCCCGGUUCUAUUGCCGCGGAGGAAGUUUGCCUUUGCAUCUGCGGAAACAAAAUCCACAUAUAAUUCUGUAUGUGUGGCGCGCAGCGCUGGUGUCUUCAACCAGGAGAAGCGUUUUAGAAGGAAGCUGCGUCGUCAACUGCAACAAGACCGCGAUAACGAGUGGACGUUGAGAGCGUUGGAGUUUGAGAAGGCGUGGGAGGACAGGAACCCACGGAAAGCCUAUGCUCUCCUAAAACAGUAUAGCGGCAAAAUGAAAAGAUGUUCCCCUGUCCUCAACACUGCCAAUGCGGUAGCUGUCGGUGAAGCAACCUUUCCAAUUUGGAAGGAACACUUCAAGCCCUUGCUGAACCGGCUAGCACCGUCAGCUCCUGAACUCGAACACGUUCAUAGACCGACAUAUGCAGUUAACGAGGAGCCACCGACCGAGUCGGAGGUCCUGGUCUGUAUUCAAAAAAUGAAGGAUGGAAAAUCUGGUGGAGACGACGGGAUUAGCGCAGAAAUGCUAAAAUAUCUUCCUCUGUCUGGGAUUCGUGAGAUGACAAAGAUCAUCCGUUCAAUAUGGAUAGACGAAAAGAUACCUGAUUCGUGGAGACACGCUAUCAUAAUUCUCCUCCACAAGAAGUUAUCCUUCACGGACCCCAGGAAUUAUCGAGGAAUCCCUUUGCUGCGUGUUAUGUACAAGGUAUUGGAGCGCAUUAUCCUGGAUCGACUCAUUAAACAUCGCGAAGAAACAACGCGCGACGAGCAAGCUGGCUUUCGUCCUUGCCGAUCUACGAUUGACCAGCGUUUCUGGACUUUGAAAAAUGACGCGUUCGACUCUCCUCACCGAGGCCGUCUUCUGAACGCACUCCGCGCCGAUGGAGUACCAGGACAGUUCGUUCGCUUGCUUGAUGACAUGAAUCAACGAACAACUGCUGCAGUUCGGACACCAGCCGGAUGUACAACACCGUUUGAAGUGGUAACUGGAGUAAGACAAGAGUACGCCGACGAUGUUGUUAUAUUCGCGGAAAGCAGUACGAAACAUCAACAUGUUGUCAACCUUGUAUCGAAGCUGGCUGCGGCCUAUGGACAACGCCUACGCCCUGAUAAAUGCAAGCAGAUGUGGAUCUCUUCAAGAUCUCGAACGGGAAUCAGGGUGGACGGACAACCGAUAGAACUCGUCGAUAAGUUCUGUUGCCUAGGCUGUACGCUGAAGAACAAUGGCAGCUACGAGAGAGAUGUUCAGCGAAGAUGCGCUAAGGCCACCUCUGCAUUUAACUCCUUAACGAAAUGCCUGUGGUCAACCCCCAUCACCAACGAAGUCAACCUGCGAGUCUACCUAUCCGCAAUUCGCCCCAUCAUGAUGUACGGAUCGGAGACUUGGGCAGCACCAUCAACGGUUAUGGAGAGGCUUGACUGCACGGAACGAAAGCUGCUUAGACGGCUACUUGACUACUUUUGGCCUAGGGUAUGUCACAAUGAAGAUCUUUACGCAGAAAUUGAUGUGGUAUACCGGCGGAUGACACGUGGAAGACAUCAACAUCUUGCACCGCCAUCGAAAAUGGUUAAAAGUUCGUCGGGUUCGAGCUGGAAGAAGCCACCUUGCCAAAAACGGAAGUUCUGGACUGAGGUGGUGAAAGAGGACCUGAUGGCACUCGGCGUGGAUAGGCAGUUCAGGCGAGACGUAAGAUUUCGCAGAAUAUGGAACAGCGACGAAUGGAUUGAUUCUGUGCAAGCUCUCGCAGAAGAUCGAGAAGGUUGGCCAGAGUUGUGUUCAAGGAUGGCACACCUCGGCGAAGAUGUGGGUAAUCGCGUCAGGCGAUGA
This is a messenger RNA of Necator americanus (New World hookworm), 2679 nucleotides long. RefSeq lists its product as uncharacterized. The coding region runs from base 1 to 2679 and encodes 892 amino acids. The record is from RefSeq and is a predicted model, not a curated record. The transcript has 5 exons. NCBI's taxonomy places the organism in Eukaryota, Metazoa, Nematoda, Chromadorea, Rhabditida, Ancylostomatidae.